Molecule: messenger RNA, 1974 nt
Organism: Otolemur garnettii (small-eared galago)
Lineage: Eukaryota; Metazoa; Chordata; Mammalia; Primates; Galagidae
Gene: ZNF350
Product: zinc finger protein 350
Exons: 5
Coding region: 206-1813 (535 amino acids)
Biological process (GO): negative regulation of transcription by RNA polymerase II
Molecular function (GO): DNA-binding transcription repressor activity, RNA polymerase II-specific
Source: RefSeq, a predicted model, not a curated record
GGCGGACCUGUUGGGUCUGCAAUCAGCCAUAGGUCCUGACUCAUUAGGAGCAAAAAAAGUCACUUGAAGGAGGAAGAAGUUACAAGAUUUGGGUCUCAGUAUUUCUGGGGACGCACUUGAUGGGAGGCAAGCACAGAGCUGCAGAGCAGACCUAGAAGAUACAAAGAACAUCACAGUGCUAGCUACUCUCCAAGAUCAGGAGAAAAUGAUCCAGGCCCAGGAAUCACUAACCCUGGAUGAUGUGGCUGUGGAGUUCACCUGGGAGGAGUGGCAGCUCCUGGGCCCUGCUCAGAAGGACCUAUAUCGGGAUGUAAUGUUGGAGAACUACAGCAACCUGGUGUCAGUGGGAUGUGAAGCCAGCAAGCCAGAUGCACUCUCUAAGUUGAAACAAGGAGAACCACAAUGGACUAGAGAAGAUGAAAUCCACUGUGCAGCCCGUUCAGAAAUUGGGAGAGUUGAUGGUUAUUUGCCAGAGCACUUACGAAAUGAAAGCAUGAUAAACAGAGUAAAACCAUGGCGUGGACAUAAUGCAUUUGAAAAUAUCAUUCAUCAGAAUAAAACUCAGUUUCUGUUAAGGCAAAAUCAUCAUCUAUUUGACUUAAAUGGAAAAAGUAUAAAAUCAAAUUCAACUUUAGUUAAUCAGAACAGAAGUUAUGAACUAAAGAAUCCUGAAUUCAUCAAAAAUGGGGGAUCCUAUCUCCAUGCCAAUGAUGAAAAAUUUCAUACUGAAAGUAAAUUCCCUGCAAGUCAAAAACUUAUCAGUACUAAGUCCCAAGUCAUUACUCCCAAGCAUCAGAAAACUCAAAAAAUAGAGAAGCCUCAUGUGUGCAGUGAAUGUGGGAAAGCCUUUGUCAAAAAGUCUUGGCUUACUGAUCACCAGAUCAUUCAUACAGGAGAAAAACCCCAUAGAUGUGGUCUCUGUGGGAAAGCCUUCUCCAGAAAGUUCAUGCUCACUGAACAUCAGAGAACACAUACAGGAGAAAAACCAUAUGAAUGCUCUGAAUGUGGCAAAGCCUUUCUCAAGAAAUCACGCCUUAACAUACACCAGAAAACACACACAGGAGAAAAACCCUACAUAUGCAGUGACUGUGGAAAGGGCUUCAUCCAAAAAGGAAAUCUCAUUGUACAUCAGCGAAUUCAUACAGGUGAAAAACCUUAUAUAUGCAGUGAAUGUGGGAAAGGCUUCAUUCAGAAGACAUGCCUCAUAGCCCAUCAGAGAUUUCACACAGGAAAGACGCCCUUUGUGUGCAGUGAAUGUGGAAAAUCCUGUUCACAGAAGUCAGGCCUCAUUAAACAUCAAAGAAUUCACACAGGAGAGAAACCUUUUCAAUGCAGUGAAUGUGGAAAAGCCUUUACAACAAAGCAAAAGCUCAUUGUGCAUCAAAGAACUCAUACAGGAGAGAGACCCUAUGCCUGCAAUGAGUGUGGGAAAGCCUUUGCGUACAUGUCUUGCCUCGUUAAGCAUAAGAGAAUACACACAAGGGAGAAACAAGAUUCAGUCAAGGUGGAAAUCCCUCUUAUAGAGAGCCACAGCUCUUUACAUACCAGUGAUGUCAUGAAGGAAAAAAACCCUGCUAACAUGGUGGCCACACAAGUGCCUUCUUUGGCCCCUCAGACAUCCUUAAACAUCAGUGGCCUAGCAAAUAGGAAUGUAGUCAUCAUGGGACAGCCUGUGGCCAGAUGUGUGCCCUCAGGAGAUAACAGAGGAUUUGCACAGGAGAGAAAUGUUGGGAAUGCAGUAAAUGUGGUCAUGCCUCCAGUGAUCAAUUAUGUCUUAUUUUAUGUCACAGAAAACACACAGGAAAAACACUGAGAUAUAAUCUACGUAGAAAAGGGUUGAGCAGAAAUUUCUAGUUCACUAUAUGGCAGAAAAGUAUAUAUUGAGAGAAAACAAAUAAAUGCAGAGGCUGGGAAGGCCUCAUAAACUCAUCUAAAUAUGUGCUUUAAUACAGAGGCAGAAUCUGAUGUUAACCC